AUGAUCAAAAUACCAAGAAGUGAAGCGUCUCUUUGGUUUAAUAACUUUAUAAAAUUCCAAGAAAAGUUCCCUCGGCACUGGCAAAAAUCAAUCAAACGAUUCACGAUUUCACUGCAGAUUAUGGUUGCUCUGAUGUUGUCUAGUAUCCGACAUAGCGACUGGCUGAUUCCUUCAUCACAACUAUCUUGGCGAUUUCUUUUGUUCUUCAUCAAUCAUCACGUUAUGAAGAAGGCAAAGCUUGAUUCAACAACAGAACAUGUUGUAGUUGUGGCUCCACAUGAUGUUAACCUCAAAGAAGAUGACAUUAAUGUGGUUGAUGUAGAUGUUAAAAUAGAAGGUGAAGAAGUUCAUGUCAAAUCAGAAAGAGAACGAUGGUCGAAGGUAUGGAGGUUUUUUGAAAGACUUUCAAUUGGUAAUGAUGGGAAGGAAAGGGAAAAAUGUGCUCUUCGUAGUAAUGGAAAUUAUUUUCAUAUUCGGUGUUGUGCUCAUGUGCUAAAUUUGGUUGUGCAAGAUGGUUUGAAAGCUAUUGUUGAAGGGAUCGUUAAAAUACGAGAGUCUAUCAAGUAUGUGAAGGGUUCUCAAGCAAGGAGAAAGAAAUUUAUCGAUUGUGUGAAAUAUGUUAAUAUGAAUCCAAAAACAGGUUUGCGUCAAGAUGUUCCUACCCAAUGGAAUGCCACUUAUCUUAUGAUUGAAAGUGCUUUAUUUUAUCGACGUGCUUUCUUUCAUUUAGCACUUAGUGACUCUAAUUAUUUGGAUUGCCCAAGUCAUGAUGAAUGGGGUAAAUUAGAAAAGAUUUUUAGAUUCUUGGAGUACGUUGAGUUCAUUUAUAAAAAACUAUACGGAAGCGAAUCUUGUUAUCACAUUGAUCGUGUAAGGGAGAUAUUAUUUGAUCUCUUUAAAGAGUAUGUUCUUGAUUCACACGUGUCUUGUAAAACUUCAACAGUAUCAAGGGGUGAUUCAAGAAAGGUUGUGCAUGAAAAGAAGAGUGACACGGUGUUUAGUAAAAGCACGAGAGACAUGCUAAAGAAGUUCACAACUUACGAGAGUACAGAAUUUGCUUUGUCUCAAAAGUCACAGUUGGAGAUCUACGAAUCUGCCUUUAGUAAUGGUGGUCGUGUUCUUAAUCAAUAUCGAAGUUCUUUGAAGCAUGACAUUGUUGAGGCUAUAAUUUGUACCAAAGAUUGGUUGUUUGCAACUAAAGAAGAACUUAUCGAUGAUGUCAUGCAAAUGGAUAACAAGGAUAUACAAGUUGAGGACGUUUAG
This is a messenger RNA of Lactuca virosa, 1263 nucleotides long. NCBI's taxonomy places the organism in Eukaryota, Viridiplantae, Streptophyta, Magnoliopsida, Asterales, Asteraceae. The record is from the annotation of a GenBank genome assembly.